Molecule: messenger RNA, 784 nt
Organism: Carassius carassius (crucian carp)
Lineage: Eukaryota; Metazoa; Chordata; Actinopteri; Cypriniformes; Cyprinidae
Product: protein FAM177A1-like
Exons: 5
Coding region: 86-700 (204 amino acids)
Source: RefSeq, a predicted model, not a curated record
UUGUUUACAUGUGACGUCACUUCCUGCUUGCCGCUGCUAGGAGGAAGAGCUCGAAGAAAGCAACAGAAGGUUAGAAGACGACGACAUGGCUGAACUGUCACUGUACCUUACAAAUGUAAACGUGUCUCUGGGACAAGGCAUGGACGCAGAGAAGAGUUCUACAGUGGUUAAGGAGUUUGAAAGUGUUGAACUCGAAGAUCUGGGUAAAAAGAAGGCAAAGAUUCCUCGUAGAACGAUCUACUUUGCGUCUGGUGAAACCAUGGAAGAGUACAGUACAGACGAAGAGGAGGAAGAAGAACCAGAGAAAGCCAGAACUUUAAGUACAGUGGAUACAUCGAAGUUGACCUGGGGUCCAUACGUCUGGUUCCAAAUGUGGAGAGUGGCUACCUCAACCAUCUCAGUUUGUGACUAUCUUGGAGAGAAAAUGGCAUCACUGCUGGGAAUCACGACACCCAAAUAUCAGUAUGCAAUUGAUGAGUACUACAGGAUGAAGAAAGAGGAGGAGGAAGAAGAGGAAGAGAACCGUCUCUCUGAGGAGGCAGAACGUCGUUUUGAGGAGCAGCACAAUCAGGAGGGCCAGCAGCCAAAGACCGAGCAACCAGAAGGAACUGCUUCUUUUGUGAAUGUGACCUUUGAACUGGAGCAGGAAUCACAUGCUAUACCUGAUGCAAAUAAAGUGCCUGCGCCCAUUCCCUCCUAAAAUACUGUUCAGCUGAUUAAGCCUAUUUGAUGGUUUUUACCAUAUUAACCUUAGGCAUGAGGUGUGUUGGGUUCCUUUUUUGGA